AUGACAAGCCUGUCUGACAUUGUGUUUCCCUCUGCGUCGGAGCAGCCCAAUUUGUCACAUCUCCUCACCGAACUCAAGCGCGGUGACCUCUCCAUCUCCAAUCGUCUGCGGUCCAUCAUCCACGAUGCCGAAUUUGUGCGCGAGGUAGCGGCGGUUUUCGGCUCGGUCGAGGAAAAUCCUACUGGAGCCACAGAAACGACAACACCGUCACGGCCCCUUGUCGCCAACGAGCGCUGCGGAAGCUGGUACAUCCCGCCCAGCACCAAGUCGGCGAGCGCAUACUUUAAAAGCACAGACGGCCACGACAAUGCCUGGAAAUUCAGCACGAGGAGGCUGAACCCUCAUCUUCUCGAAAUAAUCGGCCGUUGCGACGGAGCCCUAGGAAUCCCCGACGCCCUCUCAAAAGACAAUCCCAAUCUGGUGCGCCGUACUCAACCGCGCCCUCUUCCCCACCCCUCCCAGAAGAAGCCCACGCCCUGCACACGCCACCCCAAAGUAGUCUCGCCCUCCGGAGCACGCCCAGAUCACCGCCCUCCUCCCCGUCCUUCCUCGCCGCAUUCCUGGCUCUCGACCUCGACCUGGCCCCCGCUGCGCGCGCAGCUCCCGAAACCCCUGCGGCCCCUCUGGAUCACGCCUGACACGCCGCUCCUCCUCCCCCAGACGAUCACGACGGCGGCGGGCCCGCGCAGCACCGUCUUCGAGGACGCCCACCCCGUUGUCUGCUGCACGGCCUCGCGCCGGGUCGCGGGCGGCGAGCUCAGGGAGGGCGGGUACGUGUACGUCCAGGGCGCGGGCGACGACACGGAGAACUGGGCCUGCGGGCUUACGGCCGAGCUGUUCUGGGCCCAUGUAGACCAAUUGCUCGGCACGCCCGAGGGCGAGCUGCCUGCGCUCGUGCGAGGCUUGGUUGACACGUGCGAGCCGAGCCGGAGCGCUGGAGCCAAGAAGGUCGCGCCUUCAGUGGCGGUUUCGGCUCUUGCGGGGGUGGACGACGGGAAGGUUCGGAGGUGUACCGUCAAGUUGACACCGGCGGUCACGGAGAAGGAAACGUGGAUCGUCAAGGCGCCGACGGAGAUGGAGGUUGGGCUGGGGAAGCACAAGGUUGCGAGCCGGAACCUGAGGACGGCGUUGCCUGAUAUUUGCGGCUUUGUCACGCGGUUUCUCGAGUCACAAAAGAAAGAGGAUGGCUCCCUCGCCGAGGGUACGACCGUCUUGGUGGCGUGCGAGACCGGCAAGGACUUAUCUGUGGCUGUGGCCCUCGCCAUCUGCCUCUGGUGCUUUGACCAACAAGACAACUACCGAGCACCCGACACCAAGACCAUUUUCAACAAGGACAUGGUUCGGAAUCGGCUAGGAAGCAUCAUGACGGUAUAUCCCGAGGCCAACCCGGGCCGAGCAUCACUGCAGAGUGUUAACAGUUUUUUGAUGGACUAUAGGAGAUGA
This is a messenger RNA of Verticillium alfalfae VaMs.102, 1443 nucleotides long. RefSeq names its product tRNA A64-2'-O-ribosylphosphate transferase. Bases 1 to 1443 code for a protein of 480 amino acids. Gene Ontology annotation, biological process: charged-tRNA amino acid modification. Gene Ontology annotation, cellular component: cytoplasm. The transcript has 2 exons. NCBI's taxonomy places the organism in Eukaryota, Fungi, Ascomycota, Sordariomycetes, Glomerellales, Plectosphaerellaceae. Gene Ontology annotation, molecular function: tRNA adenosine(64)-2'-O-ribosylphosphate transferase activity. The record is from RefSeq and is a predicted model, not a curated record.